Morone saxatilis (striped sea-bass) is the source of this 3414-nucleotide messenger RNA. RefSeq names its product follicle stimulating hormone receptor (gene fshr). Gene Ontology annotation, biological process: male gonad development; follicle-stimulating hormone signaling pathway. The record is from RefSeq and is a predicted model, not a curated record. Gene Ontology annotation, cellular component: membrane. Gene Ontology annotation, molecular function: follicle-stimulating hormone receptor activity; thyroid-stimulating hormone receptor activity; protein binding. Bases 251 to 2359 code for a protein of 702 amino acids. Lineage: Eukaryota; Metazoa; Chordata; Actinopteri; Moronidae. The transcript is spliced from 14 exons.
GCACCAGAUCACCUCACACUUCUUCCCUCUUCAACCUGGCGGUGAACCCAGAGUUGUGAGAUGAAAAAAAAACCCAUGCAUAAUAUCAAAUGUGGAGUGUGGGCUCUGUGAGAAGGCCUGAACACACGUGAACACGGAGAGCAACAACAGUGAGAAAGUGUGAGGAGAAGCAGAAGAAGAAGAAGAGAAACAGGGACAUUUUAAAAGUGGGAACCUGAAAUACAACAACCUGGACUGUGGACAGACUGCGAUGAUGAUGGUGAUGAUUCUCAUAAUGUUAAUGAUUCUGAUGAUAAAGAUGGCAACGGCCUCGGUGCCUGGCCCAGAGAUGGACGUUAAACUGGGAGUGGAGACCAGCUUGGCCAAACGAACCCUGAGCUUCUGCCACCAGUUGAAGUUGGGGGUCACAGAGAUUCCCUCCAGCAUCUCCAGCAACACCCAAUGCCUGGAAGUUAAGCAGACGGAGAUCAUAGUGAUUCCCCAGGGCGCCCUCAACAGCCUGCAGCACCUCAGGAAACUCACUAUAUGGGAGAACGAAAAGCUGGAGAGUAUCAGUGAGUUUGCCUUCGCCAGCCUCUCUCAGCUCACCGAUAUCUUCAUCUCUGGGAAUGUUGCGUUAGAAAAUAUAGGAGCUUUUGCUUUCUCUGAUCUCCCUGAACUCACCGAGAUAACCAUAACAAAGUCAAAACACCUGACACACAUCAAUCCAGAUGCAUUCAAGGACAUUGUGAAACUGAAGUAUCUGACCAUCGCCAACACCGGACUGAGACUCUUUCCAGACUUCACCAAGAUCCACUCCACAGGCCUGCUUCUGUUUGACCUGCACGACAACAGCCACAUAGAGAGAGUCCCCGCCAAUGCUUUCAAAGGCCUCUGCACUCAAACUAUCCCUGAGAUACGGCUCACCAGAAAUGGCAUCAAGGAGGUGGCAAGUGACGCCUUCAAUGGCACAAAGAUGCACAGAUUGUUCCUAAGAGGCAACGAACAGCUUACUCACAUCAAUCCCAACGCCUUUGUGGGUUCCAGUGAGUUGGUGGUACUAGACAUUUCCCAAACGGCCCUCACCUCCCUGCCGGACUACAUCCUCGGUGGACUCCAGAAGCUGAUCGCAGAGUCCGCCCCCAAUCUGAAGGAGCUUCCUCCUCUGCAGCUCUUCACCAAACUGCACCAGGCCAACCUGACGUACUCGUCACACUGCUGCGCCUUCCAUAACAUACACAGGAACAGAUCAAAGUGGAACUCCCUCUGCUCCCACCCCGAUGCUCAGGGCAACCCUCACUUCUACAGGGACUACUGUUCCAACUCCACCUCCAUCAUCUGCACCCCAGCCCAAGACGACUUUAACCCCUGUGAGGAUAUCAUGUCAGCCGUCCCCCUGCGGGUCCUCAUCUGGAUCAUCUCCAUCCUCGCGCUGCUGGGGAACGCAAUGGUACUUCUGGUCUUAUUAGGCAGCCGCACCAAACUGACUGUUCCCCGUUUCCUCAUGUGCCACUUGGCCUUUUCUGACCUCUGCAUGGGCAUCUACCUGGUAGUCAUAGCAACUGUAGACAUGCUCACUCGAGGCCGGUACUACAACCACGCCAUAGACUGGCAGAUGGGCCUCGGCUGCAGCGUUGCCGGCUUCUUCACGGUGUUUGCCAGUGAGCUGUCAGUGUUCACAUUAACAGCAAUCACCCUGGAGCGCUGGCACACCAUCACACAUGCUCUGCGGCUCGACCGUAAACUUCGCCUGAGACAUGCCUGUAUUGUCAUGACAGCAGGGUGGAUUUUCUCCUCCAUAGCUGCUUUGCUUCCCACAGUCGGGGUCAGCAGCUACGGCAAAGUGAGUAUCUGUCUGCCCAUGGACGUAGAGUUUCUGGCGUCUCAGAUCUACGUGGUGUCUCUUCUCCUCCUCAACAUCCUGGCUUUCUUCUGCGUGUGCGGCUGUUACCUUAGCAUCUACCUGACCGUCCGCAACCCCUCCUCGGCGCCGGCCCAUGCCGACACACGUGUGGCCCAGCGCAUGGCCGUCCUCAUCUUCACCGACUUUGUCUGCAUGGCUCCCAUCUCCUUCUUUGCCAUCUCAGCAGCCCUCAAACUCCCUCUCAUCACAGUGUCAGACGCCAAACUCCUGCUGGUCCUCUUCUACCCUAUUAACUCUUGCGCCAACCCCUUCUUGUACGCCUUCUUCACACGCACCUUCAGACGUGAUUUCUUUCUCCUCACAGCUCGCUUCGGCCUGUUUAAGACCCGAGCACAGAUUUACCGAACAGAGAGUUCCUCCUGUCAGCAGCCGGCGUGGACCUCUCCAAAGAGCAGCCACAUGUUGCUGUACUCCUUGGCCAAUACAUUAAGUCUUGAUGGGAAACAAGAGUUCUGACUGUUAUUCAAAAGCAGAUAGAAACUUUUUGCUGGAUCGUCAACAGGAGGAUCAUAUUUCUCUCCUCACAGAAGUCCUAUUUCUCUCAGGAAAAUGAAGACGAUUCCUUGUAGGACUGAUAGAGAUGUUGACAGAAUCUAACGCAUACAAAGACAUACAACUUUGCUUAAGAGGUGCACUUGUUUUGAUGUGUGAACAGACUGCUAAAUCCUCAAAAUGAUGCCCUAACUCUAAAUUCUUAUGCUUUAAAUUACAUUGAAUUUUGUUGGUUAUUAUGUAUGUUAUUAUGUAUCUCUGAUAUGUUGCCAGUAUUUUUGGCCAGCAUCAGCUGCUGAUUUUUCAGACCUGACCUCAGACCUGCAACAACGCAAGUAUCCAGUGUCCUUCUUAAACCAUGUGUGACAGUCAACUCUACUGUAUGUACAGUGUGUAUAGAAAUCCAAGUAAUAGCUACAGAACAACUGCAGAUACUUUGACCAAAUCUAGGUCAAAUGGCUGUCCCAGAUAAUUCCUUGUGUUUGUUUUAAUUUGAUUGGAACGCCAGAUGGGUGGAGUUUACUGCAUGAUAAAAAUUGAGUUCACAAGUAAAUGUAUGAGGAGUAUCAGAGGAGGUAAACUGACUUUUACUUUCAUGCAUCGUCUUACGUAACAUCCGUCUGGUGUCCCAAGAUAAUGAAACAAACUCAAAUACUUUGAAACUGUUUAAUAAAGGUUUGACAUUCGGGAGAUCAGCAUGCACGUCAAGAAACCAACAUUCAUUUAACAUUCAACGUCAUGAUUGAAUGAUAUUCAUUAAGAAGCACACCGCAGGGACUUACUGUUUAAUAAUCUCCUCAUACACCGUCUGCUGUAGCUCUACAUCCCUCCACAUCCCUCUUACCCUUCAGUGUCCAUAUUUUUUUAAUGAAGGAGGUGUAAUUAUCUUUGUAAUGUAAUUAAGUUGUGUAAAUGAAAGUACCACUGUUUUGUAUACGUGUGUUUUGUACAGAAUAUAUCUUUGAGAUGUUUUUUUCAUGUCAUUUAUAAAUUUGUUUAUUAAAUCCUCUUUGAGUAUA